This is a messenger RNA of Suillus paluster, 1377 nucleotides long. RefSeq lists its product as uncharacterized. Lineage: Eukaryota; Fungi; Basidiomycota; Agaricomycetes; Boletales; Suillaceae. Bases 141 to 1181 code for a protein of 346 amino acids. Gene Ontology annotation, molecular function: oxidoreductase activity, acting on the CH-CH group of donors, NAD or NADP as acceptor. The record is from RefSeq and is a predicted model, not a curated record. The transcript is spliced from 9 exons.
AUUCAGUGAGCCAACCCCAACCGGCUAAAAUCUUAUGCCUGGUGUUAUGUAUAAGUAUGAUGACGGUCUCAAGGACACGUUGACAGAUUGUGACGCGCUCUCUGCUUCCUAACCACCAUAAUUCACCUCGUAUUGGCGCCAUGCUACCCAAAACCUUUAGCCAGAUUGUCCUUCGCGAACGCCCCAUCGCAGACAUUCUCCCAAAUACCUUCGAGUCUAAGACCCAGGCGUUCGAUGGACUCCAUGUCGGCAAGAAUCAAGCUCUAGUCCAAGUGACAUACCUCUCACUUGAUCCUGCCAUGCGUGGAUGGCUCAACGAUAAGCGAAGCUACCUCCCUCCUGUGAAAAUCGGGGAGGUGAUGCGCGGGCUUGGGCUUGGUGUUGUAAUGAGCGUGGGCGAGGGGAGCAAGUUCAAAAAGGGGGACCUGGUUCAUGGGACGUUUGGAUGGACAGAAUAUGUGGUUGUGAACGACAACUCGUUGGAGAAGAUCUCGCCACCACCGGGAACAACGUCCCUCGACUUCUUGAACACUUUGGGGAUGCCAGGCAUGACUGCUUACUUUGGCCUUCACGAAGUUGGUCAGCUGAAGGCUGGUGAAACAUUAGUCGUAUCCGGUGCUGCUGGUGCAGUCGGUUCUCUCGUCUGCCAGCUCGGAAAGCGAGCAGGCGCACGCGUGGUUGCCAUCGCAGGCACAACAGACAAGUGCGCCUGGCUCGAGAACGAGUUAGGCGUGGACAAAGUGCUCAAUUACAAAAGCCCUACGUUCCGUAAGGAUUUCGUUAAGGCUGUUGGGUAUCUAGAUGUCUACUUCGACAAUGUUGGAGGCGAGAUGCUUGAUUUAGCGCUCUCGAGGUUGAAGCAAAAUGCAAGGGUUGUUCUGUGUGGGGCUAUCUCCCAGUAUAAUGCUCAACAGCCCAAAGGUCUCAUGCAGUAUCUGAACCUAAUCUCACAACGUGCCAAGAUACAAGGUUUUAUUGUUUUCGACUAUGUUAAGCAGUAUCCUCAGGCCAUCCAGGAAAUAGCAACUGGAUUGAUUGAUGGAUCGAUCAAGCGCAAAUUCCAUGUUGUGGAAGGACUCCAGAAUGCUCCCAAUGCGCUAACUAUGCUCUUCUCUGGGGCAAAUUCAGGAAAGUUAGUUGUUAAAGUUUCGGAUGAGCCUGCUAUGCUCGCGAAGCUGUAGAUCAACAAGAUGCAUCCUGAUACCCUGCCUCGUCUAAACUGCGUGUUUCAUUCCAAGCCACACUGAGUAGUUCAACCGACACCGAGCUGGUCAAUUUAUAUGAUUUCUUAUUGUCUAACUUUCAUCUAGUAUACAAUAAACUUAGUGCUGCCAUUCGUUGGCCAUUCGCGAUCACAAAUUGUGCCAUGGUACUCGC